AUGGCAUCGUUGACGCAGACGCCGCUUCCUGGGCUCCAGCAUAGGUCACCGUAUGGGGCAUCAAAUGCGCCACCACAGACUCCAUUCCGGAUCCCCCAGCAAGCUAUCGCUCCCGGAUUCCCACGGUCACACUCGUUAGCAUUAUCGAAUUCUUUUACAACAGAGACAAAAAAGAAUCACUAUAACGGAGUUGAGAAGGAAAAGGCAGACAAGCCACCCCAUGUUCCAUACACACCAGUGGCAGGAGCUUCUCGUGUCCCGUCGAACGACGUUGGUAGAAAGGCACCGCUCAUGAAAGAUUCACCCAUGGAAGAUCCCUCAACUAACGGGUUGCGGAAGUUGGCCAUGGUGGAGCAAGCACGAUCAACCAGGGAACCAACAGCGCCCGAGGGUCCAGCACAACCCGACGCUAUUAUACCGAUACCUAAACCGAGUGUCCGUGGACAGGGCUCGUUGAAAAGAAGCCACCCUAAUCAGAACAGUAGCCGUAGUAAAAUCUCUCGCAAGGUAUCGACCAGCAAAGACCAUAUUAAGGAUAACGAUUUGGACGCCGACGGUGAUACCGACGAAGAGUACAUGCCCACGAAAUCUCCAAACCAAGCAACACACGUUUCGCCUACGUCCAUUGUAUCCAUAAAUAAAAUAAAAUCCGGGUCAUCCACGACCAUGGCAUCUACACAUCAGCCAACAGCCGAAUCAUCGACGCCCGUAGAGCCUGCGCCUCUGCGUCCAAGAUACACAUACGUAACAGCAGCCAAGCUUGUAGGCACAGAAAAAGCCCUCGGUCCAAACUGGAAUAAAUUCGUCCGCCUAGUAGAAGAUCUGGUAUUGGAAAAAAUCUCAACACGCCAAUUUGAAGCACAGGCAAAGAUUAUGUUCGCAAGUUCGGAUGCUCUCCGCAAUCACAUUGUUGCAAUUAUCAUUAACGAGAUGAUCUUGCCCAAGAUGGAGGAAGAUAGGCUGCUCCAGCUUGAGGAUCAGGGACAAGAAUAG
This is a messenger RNA of Pyrenophora tritici-repentis Pt-1C-BFP, 993 nucleotides long. RefSeq lists its product as uncharacterized. The record is from RefSeq and is a predicted model, not a curated record. NCBI's taxonomy places the organism in Eukaryota, Fungi, Ascomycota, Dothideomycetes, Pleosporales, Pleosporaceae.